AUGUCUAUCCAGACUACCGGCCUUGCCUUAAUCGUAGCCGUCUAUUUAAUUAUUAGGUACCUCAACCGGACAGAUACUUGCAAAAUCAAAAACCUACCCGAGGUACCAGGCCUUCCUCUCUUUGGAAACCUUCUUCAGUUCGGAAACAGCCAUGCAAAAGUGGCUGGCGAUUUGGCGAAGAAAUAUGGUCCGGUAUUCCAAGUCAGGCUAGGAAAUAGACGCAUUGUCUUUGCAAAUACCUUCGAUUCUGUGAAACAUCUCUGGAUCACCAAUCAAUCCGCCUUGAUAUCUCGCCCAACACUCCAUACUUUCCAUACGGUUGUGUCCAGUUCGCAAGGUUUUACAAUUGGCACAUCGCCAUGGGAUGAGUCCUGCAAGCAUCGACGAAAAGCUACAGCAACCGCCCUGAACCGACCAGCGGUGCAGAGCUACAUGCCAAUCAUUGACCUAGAAUCAAAUAUCUCCAUCAAAGACCUCCUCGAGGACAGUUUGGACGGCACCAAGGAUAUUGACCCAAUUGCGUACUUCCAACGAUUUGCUCUCAACACCUCCCUAACCCUCAAUUAUGGUACACGGAUCGAUGGAAAGAUUGAUGAUGAACUAUUGCAGGAAAUCUGUCAUGUGGAGCGUGUGGUUAGCAAUUUCAGAUCUACCAGUAAUAACUGGCAAGAUUACAUCCCCUUACUGCGAUUAUUGCCAAAGGGGAAUGAUGCUGCGGUGGAAUAUCGUGAACGGAGAGACAAGUAUUUGACCUUCUUAUUGAAUAGACUCAAGAAGCAGAUUGACGAGGGUUCGGACAAACCUUGCAUCACUGGAAAUAUAUUAAAAGACCCUGAAGCGAUACUAAAUGAGAACGAAAUUAAAUCCAUCUGCUUAUCCAUGGUCUCCGCUGGUUUGGAUACCGUGCCCGGGAACCUCAUCAUGGGAAUCGCCUACCUCUCAUCCCAGCAUGGUCAAGAGAUCCAAAAACGAGCAUACGAUGAAAUCAUGAAAGUCUACCCCGACGGCGAUGCCUGGGAAAAAUGCAUCAUGGAAGAAAAAGUCCGUUAUGUCACGGCACUUGUGCGAGAAAUCCUGAGAUUUUAUACCGUCAUCCCAAUAUGUCUUCCGCGAACAAGUAUCAAGGACAUACAGUAUGGGGAUGCUGUCAUUCCUGCUGGCACCACAUUCUAUAUGAAUGCUUGGGCAGCCGACUAUGACGAAACGCACUUCAAAGACGCGCGCUCUUUCAACCCGGAACGAUAUCUGGACAACCCCGAAGGCUCAGGGACCCCACACUACGCCUACGGAGCGGGGUCGCGCAUGUGUGCCGGUUCUCACCUUGCAAAUCGCGAACUCUAUACGGCGUUCGUGAGACUAAUUUCAGCAUUCCACAUCGAUCCUCCGAAAGAUCCAAAAGACAACCCGGUUUUGGAUGCGUUGGAGUGUAAUGCUAUUCCGACUAGCUUGACUACUGAUCCAAAGCCAUUUAAAUGUGGAUUCCGCGCGAGGGAUUUGGGGAGCUUGCAGAGGUGGAUGAGGGAGAGCGAGGAGAAGACGAAGCAUUUAUGA
Messenger RNA from Venustampulla echinocandica, 1551 nucleotides. RefSeq lists its product as uncharacterized. The transcript has 4 exons. Gene Ontology annotation, molecular function: oxidoreductase activity, acting on paired donors, with incorporation or reduction of molecular oxygen; monooxygenase activity; iron ion binding. The coding region runs from base 1 to 1551 and encodes 516 amino acids. The record is from RefSeq and is a predicted model, not a curated record. Lineage: Eukaryota; Fungi; Ascomycota; Leotiomycetes; Helotiales; Pleuroascaceae.